Molecule: messenger RNA, 3683 nt
Organism: Sinocyclocheilus anshuiensis
Lineage: Eukaryota; Metazoa; Chordata; Actinopteri; Cypriniformes; Cyprinidae
Product: mucin-5AC
Exons: 12
Coding region: 177-3509 (1110 amino acids)
Source: RefSeq, a predicted model, not a curated record
GCGUCUUUGACCAGAUAACUUUGCUGAGACACCAAGAGCUCGCCCCAGUCCUGGUGGGCUACCUGAAAUUGAAUAAUGAAACAGCUUGCCAAGGGGAUUCCACAGUUGAUUCUUCAUGGAUAUCUAUCAACUUUGGUCCUUUUUCCAGACACAUCACAUAUACUAAUUUAAAGGAGAUGAAAAUCAAUGUGAUGACAGUUCUAAAUUCCCUCCCAGCAACAAUGAAAGCAGAAUUAAUAUUUGAUCCAUCUAUUGGUGUACUUCAGAAUGAGACGCUUAUGAGGAUGGUUUUGUCCUCUAUUCUGAUAUCUCCAGAUGAUGGGCAGCUUGAACAGUUCUUUACAGCUUUUACUUACAUCACGAUAAAGAGAAAUAUCACAAUGAUUGAAAACACAGCUGUCAGAGACACAAUGCUGAACCUAACUUUGAUGGCUCUUGCUCCCAGAUUCCCCCUCUUCCAAUCCAGUGACUAUAUGUUGUGGUUCCAAAUAAAUCUUGUUGUACUACUGGCCAGUUUUCGUCCAUCAUAUUUGGUGGUUAUCCCCACAAACCUCAGCUGUGACUCUUACGAUGCAAUAUUAAAAGGCUUAGAAAAGGCUUUGGCAAUUGUACCAUCUGAAUUUCUAGAGGACUUGAAGACAAGCAAAGAAAUUCUUAUUCUUUCACUACCAACAGGUUGUCCUCAGAAAAAUACUCCCUUACCAAUAGGCUCUAAAUAUGUCACUACUGCAACUACAUCUUCAAUGUCAACCACUCAAAUACCAACUAAGGCCUCCACAGGUCCAGCAGUGCCAGGCGAAGUAUUUGUUAUUCUGCAGAUCCGUUUGCAUAUACAGUAUAUUGAUGCUUACAGUAAUCCUGCUUCAUUGGAGUAUCAGACUCUAUCCAGAAACAUCACAAUGGAGCUGAAUCAUUUCUACUGGAAAUUGUAUGAGCCACACUUUCUCAGAUGCUACUUGCUGAGAUUCUGGCCUGGGUCUGUGGGUGUGGAUAUGCAACUUAUUUUUAAAAGUGACACUGUGUUUCCAAAUAAAGAAAGCAUUGAAGACAAUCUUAAGUCAGCAAUUGUUGAAUCAAAAGUGUUUCUUGACAUUAUUCCUUCCAGUGUCGUUGUUGUGAAUCAAGAUGGCUCAAGUUUGACAACCAGACAAACCCAGUCAUCACAAAAUGUUCUGAUUAUGCAAACAUCAUCUGCUGCAGCACCAGUUCUUUCUAGUGUUGUACCCACUAGCACACCUACUGAUCUUUCAAGCACAGCUCCUCCUAAUUAUGUUUCAAUCAUUGUAGUUCCUGAUCCUUCAACCAUAAUAGUUCCUACAGAUCUUUCAGACACUGUCACUACUGGUCCAUCAGUCACAGUUGGUUCCUCAAACACAACAGGUGACACUCAUCUGUCAAGUACUUCAUCUCCUAAUGUUCCCAUACUCUCUGCAGUUCCUACUCAGAAAUCAAGCACAACUGCUCCUCUUAGAACAUUAAGCACAGCAGAUCCUGCUCAUUUAUCACACACUGCUCCCUAUGGCCAUUCAAGCACAGGGGAUCCUACCAAUCAUUCAAACACAACUGCUCUUACUGAUCCCUCAAUCACUGCAGUUUUAACCAAUCAAACAAGCCCAACUGUUGGAUCAAGUACUACAGUUCAUGUUGAGCGACCAAGCACAACUGUUCAUACAGGAACCUCGACCACUGCAGUACCUACUGAUCUGUCAAGCACAACUGCUUCUACUGGUCCCAUCACAACUACAGAUAUUUCAGAUUCAUCAAAGGCAUCUGUUCCUGUUGGUUUCACAACUGCUUCAGUUCCUACUGAUCAAUCACACUCAGUUGUUCUUUCUGGUACCUCAACUGCUGAAGUGCUUGCACAUCUUUCAAGAGCAACUCUUCCUAUUUAUAUUUCAAACAAUGCAAUUCCCACUGAUAGACAAAGCACAACUAUUCAUACCAAAACCUCAGCCACUGUAGUUCCUGCUGAUCUGUCAAGCACAAUAUCACCUACUGGUUUUACAGACACUGCAGUCGCUACUGGUCCAUCAGUCGCAACAGUUUCCCCUGGUCCUUCAAACAGUGCAGUUUCUGCCAGUCUAUCAAACACAACUACUUCUAAUUAUUUUUCAAGAAAUGUGGUCGCUACGGAUCAACCAAGCACAACUGUUCAUACUGGAACCUCAAACACUGCAGUUCCUAUUGAAUUGUCAAUCACAACUGCUCCUAUUGCCUCUUUCAUCACUGAAGGUCCUACCAAUCAAUCAGCUGAUCCUCCUGGUCCCUUUACCAGUGAAGUACCUACUGAUUUAACAGUCACAACUGUUUCCCCAAUCACAGCAGAUCAUACUGAUCUAUCAAGCACUACUUUUCCUAUUAGUCCCACACCCCCCGCAGUACCUACUAAUCAGUCAAUCACAACUAUUCCUCUAGGCCUUUCAAACAGUGCAGCUCUUCCCAGUCUAUUAACCACAAUAGUUCCUACUGAUCUGUCAAACAGAACGGUUCCUAAUGACCAUUCAAGUAUCUCAGGUCAUACUGAACAUUUAAGCAUGACUAUUCCUAUUGGUCCCUCAACUACUACAGUUCCCACUAAUCUUUCAAACACAACUGUUCAGCCAGGCUAUUCCACCUCUACAGUGACAAGCUAUCCCUCGAGCACAAUUAUUCUGCUUGAUAAGAUCAACACCACUGUCUCUACUAAUCUGUCAAGCAAAGUCAUUUCUAAUCCUUAUACAAAUACUACAAUUUCAACAAAUACAUCAAUCACAACUGCUCCAGAUGACCAUUCAAACAACACAGUUCAUACAGUUUUAUCAAACACAACUAUUUCUGCUGGAAUGUCAAGCAGUGUACAUCAUAAAGAUGUAUCAAACACAACUGUUCUUUCUAGUCCAUCUGGCACUACAUUGUCUGUAUCCAGCGCAGCUGGUAAUCAUAUCACUACAUCUGUAAUAGUUUCAAACUCAACACACUCUAAAGUUGUCACCACCUCAACCACAUCUUCACUGCAAACCACUCAUCUAUCAACUAAAGCCUCAACAGGUUCAGCAGUACCAGGCGAGGGAUUUGUUAUUCUGCAGAUCCGUUUACAGCGACAAUACAUUGAUGCUUACAAUAAUCCUGCUUCUAUGGAGUACCAGAUUCUGUCCAGAAACAUCACUAUUGAGCUCAAUCGAAUCUACCGGGAAAUUUAUGGGACCCGCUUCCUCAGAUGCUACGUGAUAAGAUUAUGGCCUGGGUCAGUGGGUGUGGAUACAGAACUUAUUUUUAAAAACCAGACUGUGCUUCCAAAUGCAACAAGCAUUGAAGAAUCUCUAAAGACAGCAAUUGCUGAAUCAAAAGUGUUCCUUGGUGUGAUUCCUUCGAGUAUUACUGUUGUGGAACAGCUAGAUUCAACUUCAACCACCAGCCAAACUCAGACAUCACAAAGUGUUCCUAUAAUGCAAACAUCAUCAGCUGUUGCACCGGUUCUGUCUAGUAUGCUGUUCAUGCUACUGCUUCUGCUAUGGAAUGAAACACUGUAAUUCUGCAAAGCUUUACUCCAUGCAUCACAUUCAAACCUACAAUUAAUAUUGUGACAACUCUAUUAUCUGCUUUUGUGAUACAUUACUCUUGGUUUUAUGUAAUGAAAAUUGUGAUUAACCUGAUACAUUCAAUAAUUAUUCUUCAGGCAUUUCUUGGGUAUUUCAGCACCUAUA